AUGGGCUCCCUUCUCUGGUGUAGCUUUGUGCUGACCUGUGGCAUGAUUCUAUUGCGGAAAGGGGGCGACGGAGCCCAGCAGACCAAGGCCAAUGUGCCGCGGCUAAAACUCUCAUACAAAGACAUGUUGGAGUCCAACAACCUUUUGACAUUUGAAGGUCUGCUCAACAGUUCUUCUUACCACACCUUCCUUCUCGACGAAGAGAAAGGAAGACUGGUGGUGGGAGCCAAAGACCACAUUUUCUCCUUCAACCUCCUCAACAUCAGCAAAGAUAUCGUACAGAUCCCUUGGCUAGCGUCUCCUAUCAGGAGAGAUGAAUGCAAGUGGGCCGGAAAAGAUCUCUCGAGAGAGUGCGCAAACUUUGUCAAGGUGCUGCAGCCAUUCAAUCAGACUCACAUCUACGUGUGUGGAACAGGAGCAUUUCACCCAGUGUGUUCCUACCUUGAGGUGGGAAAGAAAUUAGAGGACAACAUUUUUCGACUCCUGCCUCACACCGAAAACGGCAGAGGAAAAAGUCCCUACGAUCCGAAGCUUCUCACUGCAUCCAUGCUGAUCGAUGGGGAAUUGUACGCAGGCACUUCGGCUGACUUCAUGGGACGGGACUUUGCCAUCUUCCGCACCUUAGGAAAGCAUCAUCCAAUCAGGACAGAGCAGCAUGAUUCCCGCUGGCUCAAUGAUCCCAGGUUCGUUGGUGUCCAUCUGAUUCCAGAGAAUGACAACCCGGAGGACGAUAAAAUCUACCUCUUCUUCAGAGAGAACGCCAUUGAUGGAGAGCACGCCGGGAAAGCCACGCAUGCUCGAAUUGGCCAGCUCUGCAAAAAUGACCUCGGGGGCCACAGGAGUCUGGUGAAUAAGUGGACCACCUUCUUAAAAGCUCGUCUCGUCUGCUCUGUGCCAGGAAGUAACGGCAUUGACACACAUUUUGAUGAACUCCAGGAUGUUUUUCUCAUCAGCACCAAGGAUCCCAAGAGCCCAAUCAUCUAUGCGGUGUUCACUACAUCCAGCAACAUCUUCAAAGGUUCAGCCGUAUGCAUGUACAGCAUGACUGACAUCCGCAGAGUCUUCCUGGGUCCUUACGCUCAUCGAGACGGACCCAACUAUCAGUGGGUGCCCUUCCAGGGGCGAGUUCCUUACCCACGGCCCGGCACAUGUCCCAGCAAGACAUUCGGAGGAUUCGGCACGACCAAGGACCUUCCUGAUGAAGUCGUAGUGUUUGCCCGAAGCCAUCCGGCCAUGUUCAAUCCCGUCUACCCCAUCAAUAACAGACCGAUCAUUGUUAGAACCGAUGUGGACUAUCAGUUCACACAGAUAGUGGUGGAUAAAGUAGAAGCUGAAGACGGCCAGUAUGACGUCAUGUUCAUCGGCACAGACAUAGGAACAAUUCUGAAAGUGGUAUCAAUCCCAAGAGGCUCGUGGCAUGACUUGGAGGAAGUCCUGCUGGAGGAAAUGACUGUUUUCAGAAAGCCAACAGCCGUUACAGCAAUGGAGCUUUCAACAAAGCAGCAACAACUGUACCUGGGCUCAGAUAUGGGUGUGUCCCAAAUGCCUUUGCAUCGCUGUGAGGUUUACGGAAAGGCCUGCGCUGAAUGCUGCCUGGCGAGGGACCCCUAUUGUGCAUGGGAUGGGACCGAGUGCUCAAGAUACUUCCCCAUGGCCAAGAGGCGAACCAGGAGACAAGAUAUCAGGAAUGGAGACCCUCUUACGCAAUGUUCAGAUCUGCAAGACCAUGAUGAACUCAGUGAGCAGAAAACCCUGGAGGACAAGAGUGUCUACGGUGUGGAGAACAGCAGUACCUUCCUCGAGUGCAGCCCCAAGUCGCAGCGAGCGCUGACUUACUGGCAGUUUCAGCACUCUCCGGACGAGCGCAAACAGGAGAUCAAAUCAGAGGAACGUUUUAUUCACACAGAGCAAGGUCUUUUGAUCCGCACGCUCAACAAGAAGGAUUCUGGAAUCUAUCUGUGCCAAGCAGUAGAGCACGGCUUCAUGCAGACGCUUUUGAAGGUGACCCUGGAGGUAAUCGAUACCCAGCGCCUUGAGGAUCUUCUGCACGGUGUCGACGAGGCCGUCACCAACACGUCGGUGCAGGACCUCUUACCACCUCGGGAGGCUGACAGUCACAAGCUGUGGUACCGAGACUUCCUGUCCUUGGUCAAUCACCCGACUCUGAACAGCGUGGACGAGUUUUGCGAGCAAGUCUGGAAGCGGGAGCGCAAGCACAAGAAGCAAAAAGCUCACCUGGUGCAGCACCAGCAAAAGCCAGUGCUGAAUGUCCACAGCCACAUGCACAAUCAAGGCCUGGCAGUCAAGUGGAAACACAUGCAAGACAGGCAAAAAGGGCGCAAUCGCAGGACCCACGAGCUGGAACGGGCCCCCCGCAGCGUCUGACCCAUAAACCAUGUCUUAAAGCUCACCCCUCGAUUCUCAUUCUGUGUCCCUCAUGGCUGUUCCCAUUAACUGAGCUACGGACUCUUUCCACAGUGACUGGCUUGAAAGCAUAUUUCUUCCGGCCCAAACUGCCAGCUGCUGUGCUCCGUGCACGGGCGUGCCGGGGCUGAGGACUGUUGUGCCACAGCAGACGCUCGGGUCAUGUUAUCUCAGCUGCUUGGGGACACUAAGUGUCAAAUAGCACGAAAAGUGAACACUCAAACCAGCCUCAUAGACACUCGUGGCCUCGUGACAAUUUACUGUCUACGACUUUGGACGUGGCGACGCUGGUGGUGGCCGCGUGGUUUUAAUAGAAGCACAAGACAACAGCCCGAACACUGCACGACACUGGGAACAACGCAACGGCACCACAAAUAUGUAGCUAAAACCGUGUAAAUACGAUGACAUAAAAAAGGGAGUAUAUCACAUUGUUUCCAUGUUGUUUCUCAUGAUAGUUAUUUAAGAAGCCAUUUUGUACUCGUCUGUGUGUUCGUGCCAUAGAUAAGCUUCAGAAACAAAGGACAUGGGGUAUGCUUCCGUUCUGUCCAUCUCAGCAGAUUCUUGCCGGCGUUCCUAAAGAUUCCUCAAAGGCGCCGUUCCGUCUCCGUGCAUGAAAUGCGACAAGUUAUUCCGACAUUGAAUAUAAUCUUCUGCAACCUGUGUAUUUAUUGCUUAUACUCCUAUGUGCAUUGUGAAAAUAUUUCUAUAUUAAAAUGUCUGACUGCUUUAUUGGACCAAGCGUAGUAUCAAAAAUAUUUAGGGACUGAAAUAUCAAGGAGAUAUUUGUCAAUAACAGUCAACGAUGAGCACUGAGCAAUAACACAAUAUCCCCUCGUCAUAUAUCGCUUCAUUAAAUAUCGUCCGAGUCUUUCUAUGAAGCACACGCACAUGCUGGAAUGUAGCUGUGAACAUUUUGUAAAUACCGACGCCGUUCUCCAUGUUUGCAGACAUGGUGAGCUUCUGCAUGCGACUGUUAUUGUAGCGUCCCUAUUUUGCUAUGACAGUAAUGUAUUCGUCUCAUGGUGAGCACACAGAAGACAACAACAACAAUGUAAAUUACUAUGUUUUUUUUUUUUUUUUUUUACUGUAAAAUUACCAGAUGUCUGCACACCAGAUAACAUGACACCAAGCAACGAUGUACAGUAUGUAGAAACAAAUGUGCAGCACAUCAGUACAGUAUGUCGUCUUGGAAGUGUUUCUCAGCCUUAUCCACCAUUGUGACUAUGGCAGAUGAAAAUAAUAUGAGCUAAACGAUACCGUAACUAAAGGUAUUCAUGCAAUAUGAUAAACUGAUGAUCAUAAAAAGAUAAUAUAUGAUUCCAAGUGAGGAUAUCAAGCUCUGCUGCUGCUUUGGCAUGGUGAUGUAUUCUACUGUUCAAAUAAAUGUCUCUUCAUAAAA
Syngnathus acus (greater pipefish) is the source of this 3823-nucleotide messenger RNA. It is a transcript of the gene sema3ab, whose product is annotated as sema domain, immunoglobulin domain (Ig), short basic domain, secreted, (semaphorin) 3Ab. The transcript is spliced from 17 exons. The record is from RefSeq and is a predicted model, not a curated record. Gene Ontology annotation, biological process: positive regulation of neuron migration; negative chemotaxis; neural crest cell migration. Gene Ontology annotation, molecular function: neuropilin binding; semaphorin receptor binding; chemorepellent activity. NCBI's taxonomy places the organism in Eukaryota, Metazoa, Chordata, Actinopteri, Syngnathiformes, Syngnathidae. Bases 1 to 2385 code for a protein of 794 amino acids.